Ectocarpus sp. CCAP 1310/34 is the source of this 2663-nucleotide messenger RNA. NCBI's taxonomy places the organism in Eukaryota, Phaeophyceae, Ectocarpales, Ectocarpaceae. The record is from the annotation of a GenBank genome assembly.
CGUGCCGCUUAUUGACUUGACGAGGUGGCAAGGAAACCCUGCGUGCAACAUUCGACAUCUGGCGGAAGCGUGACUCUCGACCUGCCGAAGGGCACGAAUGUGGUCAUUGGAGCGUCAAUGAACGCUCGAGGCAAACUCGUUGGUGACAUGGGUGGGCCUUUGGGUGAUGACUACAUGGUUGAGGACGAAGGCCACAAGGGCAAGAGGGGGGCGACGCCCUACCCCGCUGAAGAGCUUGCCGUACCUCUUGACACCUGCCACAGGUGGCCGCCUCCCUCUUGGCCAAGCUUGCCAGUCGGCGCGAAGGUGGCCUCGCUCCGUGACGAACCUGCUCCCCGCAAGAAACUGACUACGACGGGCAGGCAGUCAACCGAGCCUGGCUGGCACAACCUCAGCAAUGCACUCGGAAAGGUUCAGCAAUUCGCAACAUAUGAGCUCUCGGUCCCGUUGGGAAGCUGGCUGGUCGACCCCUCUGCUUUCGAAAGCGGGAAUACUGGAGUUCUUCAGUUGCCAGCGGGCAUGACCUUAUUUGAGACGUCGAGCAGCUACAAAUGGGGCCAGCUUGUGAACGGUCCUUCUGCAGAUGGCCGCUACGGCGUUCAAUCCAGCACUAGUGGCUGGAAGACGACCCCCCUGCACGGACAGGAACUCGCUGUCCCCCUCGAAACUCUGCUAUACCUGCACCAGGUGGCAGCGUUGGAACGACGCAUCGACACACUGAACACUCAAUUGAAGGAGAAAUACGCUUGCAACAUUAAGCUCAUGACGGAGGCGAUGAGCAUGUCCACCGCACUGGAGAAGGAACAGUCCGAUCUCAAGAAGGCCAACGACCGCAUCAGAAAGAUAGCCCAGGGCGAGAGGCUCAUGCUGGACGCAGCAGGCGAGCAUGACUACGGCUCCAACCUCCCGUCACCGGCUGACCUUGUACAGCGAAUCGAGAGCAUCCAAGAGCAGAUGUUCGUUGACUUGAUUCACCACGCCCUGGGAAAUGACAGCAACACCUGGCUGGUAAACCAAGAUGCGGCUGAGCAUAUCAAAAUCCCCAGGGAAUUCGUGAUGCAAGUGCUGGUCGAGACAGUGCAUGAGUGCUAUCGGCGCGUCCACGAGUGUGUUUCGAGGCGGACGGAACAUAUUAAAAGACUCAAGAAGGAGAUUGUGGGAGCGGCCCAACCCGGCCGCCUUGCCCAUGAAGUGGAGCUUUUUGAGCGCAACGCCCUCCACGAGGGAUACAAGGAGAUAUUCGUGGAGGUUUGCCCCGAAUCUGACAGCGACCAGACCGAGCUGGCUCGAAAACUCUUCCACGAGCUUGCCGAGUGCAUAUCCGUUUCGAAGGUGUCACCGCGUGUUCCCACAGCGCUCCUCGACGCCACCAUGGCAACCUAUACGGAUAUUGUCACGACCCUUCUCAUGUUAUUCUUGGAGUGUGAAAUUCAGCCGUCGACCACACUCAAGUUCUUGGGGAACUUUGGGAGCAGGGAGCCUUGGGACCCAGACAAGCACAACAAGGAAUCAUUCGACCCCUCGUAUGAAGGGGACGACAAACUCGUGAAGGAGAGCACUCAGGUGCAGGUGGUAAUCCCUCGCCUGUUCUGGAAGAAGAACGAUGGCGACAGUAUUACAGACUAUUUUGAAACCAAGGCUUCCUUCGUUAUUCGCGAUACCUGAGCUGUUUGGUCCAAGAGAUGCGAUAGAAUGUAGUCAGGGGUCCAGGUAGAAGACCAUUCAACAACGCGUGUGCCGUAGCGCGACAGGCCAACAUCCCUUUCUUGCAUUGCGCCAGACCCCCCUUUGGUAUACCUCUGCUACUCGGGGUUAUUUUCGUAUUGUCCUGUACUGUUUGCCUAUGUGGCUCCCUUUCAUGUCAGCGUAUGGCGGGGAUCUGCCCGGUCGGUGGGAAUCCGGCGUGAAUACGUCGGCACAGCAUCGGGAUGAUGGGAGCACGCAGGCAUUUACGUAUUCUUUCGUCCCAAUUUCAAAUGUUUGGAGGUGCGUCUUGGGGAGAGGGCCGGUGAAAACCCGGCGACGAGAACCUAUCCUAUAUAAACAUGUACUGCGUAGGGGCACGGGAAUGGAGUAUGCCAACAUUUUUUCGGUGGUUGGCGACCUUCAUUCAUCUUGUAGUGCUUAUUAUCUAGAUAGCUGUUACAGCUUGCCCGGGUGGCGGUAGCGCGUCGGACUGAGCUGUCCUCGAGACGCUCCAGCAGGUGCUCCCGAAGGGGCAGGACAAACUGUUCGUACAGUUGUAUAUGCAUAUCAAGGGGUGGAACACUGUGGGUGCUGUUACGCAACUCGGUGAUUUCAAAUGAAGAAAACGAUGAUAAGUUUGUGAUUGACUGACCCCAAGGCCCUGUUUUUAUGGCAAAAAAUGAACAUGAGCGUGAGAAGCGAGGUGGCCAACACUCCCAACUACUCGAAUGCGUCUAUGACCAGAGCCGCCUUUCGUUCUAAAUGAACCCGAAUACGAUGGCAGCAAGAAGCCAGUCCUUAGUCUCGGCGAGCAACAGCGUCUCAGCAGCAGUGGGUGUGUGCUGAAUGCUGCGGUCGCUCCGUAUGCUGUCUGUGCUCGGUACAGCAGCCUACCACAGAGGUUACACUUCGAGUGAGUGCAGUUUGAAGUUGAUGUGUGCUUCGGAACGAAGAAACAAAUAAGAAUGUUGAUUACU